CUCCUCCUUCCUCCCUCCCUUCGGCCGCCCUAGCUUCGCCAUCCACAUUCUUCUUGCUUCUUGCUCCUCUCUCUCUCUCUCUCUCUCUCUCUCUCUCUAGCUUCCUGCUGCAUCUUCCUCAGCCAUCUCUUUCAUCCUCCCAGUCGUCCCAGGCUGCUUAAUUACAUAUAUCUAGAUAUAUAUAUUAUUCUUGUUAAUUUCGAUCCAUCAGUGUGCAAUAUAUAUAUAUAGUUUUACCUCUAAUAUUUAGCUUCUUAAUUUCUCCUCAUUUUUCUGCCUGUGCUACUGCAUACAUGCGUUAAUUCAUGGUCGCCAUGGAUCGCAUGGAGAUCCGUUUCUUUACUACUCCACUUGUUUUCUCUAGCUACUAGUUUUCUCUUCUUCUUUUCAUCAAACAAUCAAUCAAUCAUAUCCCGUUCUAUCUUCACACAUCAACCCCGUUCCCUGUUCUCCGUUCUCUCUCAGCUGCAGCUAGCUACCUCUCCUCCUCUCUUCCGAUCUCUCAUCAGGAUCGGAUCGAGGAGGGAGGAGGGAGACCAACGAUCGAUCGAGCCAUCCAGGAUUUACUAGUCAAUCAACAACUUUAUAUAUCAUGCAGCUGAUGCAUCCACACAUCUAGAUAACGAGCUAGAUAGCUAGCUAGGGAUCGAGAAGGAGAGAGAAUAUAUACAUACUGCAUAUAUAUAUGCACAUUGAUCGAGCAACUAAUCCAGACAGGGAUCGACAAGAGAACAAAAGUUCAUUCAUGUCUCCUAGCUAGCUACUCUUAUCUGCUACCUAUCGAGAUUCAUCUUUGGAUUUCUACAAGGAUUUUGAUCACAUCAUACACUGAUUUUAACCCAACCAACCACGACUGAUCAAACCAAGGCAAGCAGAGGCAGGCUCUCAAAUAUAUAGAUAGAUAGCGAUCGAUCGAUCGAAAUGGAUGGAUCUAGUAUGAGCAGCAGCAGCACGCAGCAGCAGGCGCAGGUUCCUCCUGGAUUUCGUUUCCACCCGACGGACGAAGAGCUGGUGGAUUACUACCUUCGGAAGAAGGUGGCCGCAAGAAGGAUUGAUCUCAAUGUCAUCAAGGACGUCGAUCUCUACAAGAUUGAGCCAUGGGAUCUGCAAGAGCGUUGCCGGAUCAAUGGCGGGUCGGCGGCGGAGGAGCAGAACGAAUGGUACUUCUUCAGCCACAAGGACAAGAAGUACCCGACGGGGACGAGGACCAACCGUGCGACGGCGGCCGGGUUCUGGAAGGCGACGGGGCGAGACAAGCCCAUCUACGCCACCAAGCAGCACAGCCUCCUCGUGGGCAUGAGGAAGACGCUCGUCUACUACCGCGGCCGCGCCCCCAACGGCCACAAGUCCGACUGGAUCAUGCACGAGUACCGCCUCGAGACCACCGAGACGGCCCCGCCGCAGGAAGAAGGGUGGGUGGUAUGCCGGGUGUUCAAGAAGAGAUUACCCACAACAAGAAGAGAUUCAGACCAUGACGCACCUUGCGGCAGCUGGUACGUUGAUGAAGAUGCACCGGGCGCCUUCAUGUCUCCGAUGAUGAUCACCAGAUCAUCAAUAUUGCGCCCACACCAACACCACGCCGGCAUCACGCUGCAAGAGCAACACCUCCACACCACUUACAAGCACAGAGACCUCACUACUAAGAUUCAGCAGCUCCAAGUCCCUGCGGCAGGCCAUCAUCUCCUCAACACCAUGCCCCAUGACCUGGAGAGUUCUACUUCCUCCUUCCAUUCUCUUUUGGUCUCACCUGAUCACCACCAAAUCAACAUGCACCAUGCUCAGGCUGAUCCCUUCUUUGACGACAUGCAUGCAGUCGAUCAAGCCACUACCACUGACUGGAGAGUUCUUGACAAGUUUGUUGCCUCUCAGCUUAGCAAUGAUGCUACAAACAAGCCUGCGGAUCAUUAUACUGAUGAAGGAGACAUUCUUCAGGUCAGUGACAAGCAGCAAGAGGUGGCAGCCGCCGAUUAUGCGUCCACAUCAACGUCAAGCAGCCAAAUUGAUCCAUGGAAGUGAUCGAUCCAUGCAUGAUCGAUGCCCUGCACGCAUUUAAUCAAGAUAUAUUAUAUCUUAUAGAUAAAAUUAUCUCAAUAAUGAUUAUGAUCGUAUCGUAUCAAUUGGACAGAUCGAUACAAGUGGUUUGAGCUACAUAUUAAUGCCGUGUAAAUAAGACUACUCUAGCUAGUACAACGUGUGGUGUUUGUGUGCUGCUUAUAUAUAUAUUGACCUUCGUACGUGUGUUUCUAUAUGAAAUAAGGUCAUGGAGGACAAAUUAAAAGCUUCAUGAAUAUAAUCGUGGUUUGUAAUAGAUAAACCUCUUCUGCUAUGUGAUUGUAAACUUCUGGUGUUUCAACAUAUGUAACAAGUACGCCAAUAUGCACAAACAUUAUAUAGAUACUCUCGUUAAUUAUACAUUAUGGAUUUUAUUUAUAUAUUUCUACACGAUGUGCUUUUGGCACAAUAUAUAUUUUGCUUCAAGCAGUGCGGAGUCAAAGAAGAUUAGAUAGCAUGAAAUUCUUAAAUUAUCGUACGUGGUUUGGAAUUACAUAAGGAGAGACUAACAUAGUAAUAUGUAAUAAACAAGAAGAUAAAAAAACAAGCAUCUCACCCGUACGUACCAGUAUUGAAUAUCACGUCAUUUGCAUUGCGCACUACCAAAAAUGUCAAUUUUCUAAUGCACGAGACCAGUACAUAUAUCGACCUAGCAAAUUUUCAGCACACUUCACCAUGCAUGCACAUAUUCUACAAACAUGUUCCUUAAACCCUUGUACAUUUCUUACAUUUUUUUUCCAAAUUAAAAUGUCGGAGAAAAUAGAGAAGUGUGUAGCUACAGUUAUUAAUUAAAACAUGCAUAGUCCAAGGGAUGAACCUGAUGUCUUUCUAUUUAUGCAUGCAUGUGUUCAUUUCGUAACAAUCAGUUCAAGAAAUGCUAAUUCACGGCAAGUACUAAGGAUUCCUAUUUACUGCUAUUAUGAUUUUAAUGCAACAGAAAACAAGCUGUUGCAACAAUUACCUGUUAUUGCUAUGGUAGCGACUCUCAUAACAAUAGGCAGUUUUAUUACCUAGAUUUUAAUUAUUAUGUAUAGACCAAUGAUCUCAAGCAACUAGACCAGCUGCUAGCAAAUGUAUGAUGCCAAAAACAUGCAGAUAAGGCUGAAACACAACAGGGCAUCAUAGAUUCAUUUAGUUAUAGAGUGGUACAUGCCCAUCACAAGUUUGUCUAGAAGACGAUCGACUUAGUUCAAAACUGCGAAUACAGUCAAUUAGAAGAUAUAUAUUGAAGAAAGGACGCAUGCAUAUGCAUGGAAGAACUCCUGAAGAUCAUAAAUAGAGCAGUUCAAUUAAAUCAUAUUGAAUGCUAAAGAGAAGAAAAACUGAACAGGCCAUAUACAAAUACUCGUUGCAUGUGGAUCAGUAGAAGAAAUUUAACAAAGUAUAUGUAUGGUUAAUAGAACUUCAGUAGAAGAUUAAUUGUCCAUGAUCACUCGUAUGCAUACAGCUUAACAGAGUGCUAAGAAGUUUGAAAAAUCAUCUGUGUAACUAGCUAGCCAUAUCACUCUGGUACUUCCUGGAGAGCAUAGAUGUAGUUCUUUCAGGAGUCAUAAACCAUUUACACAGGGAACUAAUGAAUCUAAGAGCAAAAUAUCAUCCAAGUUGUCUGUUUAUAUGUUUUUGAACUGUCAGACAAAUAAGUUUGCGUCUCCAAAACACAGAGAACGAAAUGACAACUAUGUAAGCCUACGGAAAUUAGGAUAAUGACGCAAAAACAAAGGCGGAACAGUAAUGG
Oryza sativa Japonica Group (Japanese rice) is the source of this 3787-nucleotide messenger RNA. NCBI's taxonomy places the organism in Eukaryota, Viridiplantae, Streptophyta, Magnoliopsida, Poales, Poaceae. The record is from RefSeq and is a predicted model, not a curated record.